Messenger RNA from Ilyonectria robusta, 2188 nucleotides. RefSeq names its product amidase signature domain-containing protein. NCBI's taxonomy places the organism in Eukaryota, Fungi, Ascomycota, Sordariomycetes, Hypocreales, Nectriaceae. The transcript is spliced from 3 exons. Bases 142 to 1821 code for a protein of 559 amino acids. The record is from RefSeq and is a predicted model, not a curated record.
CUCUCUUCCCCAUAUCUCGUGACUUGGUCUAGUCUAACUUUCAUAUAGUUCUUUUCAUUUGUAUACUUCUUCAACAUUUUCUUUUCAGUUACGCUUCCUCGCCACAUCUGUAUCUCCACCAGUGGUGGUCCACAUACCGCCAUGUUCCUGUUGGAGUAUCUCCGACAUCGUCGAGACUGUCGGUUCAAGCAAGACCAACGGGCUGCUCGGAUUAAAGCUCUUCGAUCAUAUCAUGGCUCCUUUAGUGUCCUUGAUCGAGAUAUUCUCGACAAGUCCAUCGAGGAACUUGUCCAAGAUGUACAAGAAGACCCGAGCAAGGCAAAUGAUCUUCUAAGUACAUAUGGCAAAGUUGCCCUGAAGGCCCAAGCUAAGACCAAUUGUGUUACGGAGAUUAUGCUGGCUGAUGCUGAAAAGUGGCUGAGAGACGGGUCUGUCAACCUCAAAGGGCCUUUGGCAGGCAUCCCAGUAAGCUUAAAGGACACAAUCGAUGUUGCCGACUAUGAUAGCACAGUAGGGAUGAGCAUUAAUGUUGGCAAUGCGAAACCAGUUGAUGGAACAACUACAAGACUGCUCAAGGAUGCUGGCGCCGUCCCCUAUGUCAAGACCAACGUCCCCAUUACACUCCUCAGCUUUGAGUCCUCCAACGACGUGUGGGGACAAAGUUCCAACCCCUACAAUAACAAAUAUACCCCUGGCGGAUCAACCGGAGGCGAGGGUGCCCUCCUGGCUCUUGGCGGCCGAAUCGGCAUUGGCAGUGAUGUUGCAGGCAGUGUUCGCUGUCCCGCCCACUUCUCCGGCGUCUACUCCUUGAAGUGUUCCACAGGUCGAUGGCUCAAGACCGGAAUGUGCACCAGCAUGCCCGGACAGGACGGCGUGCCGUCUGUAUAUAGCCCUAUGGCCCGGACUUUGGACGACUUGACGUACUUUACCCGAGCGUUCAUCCAGAUGAGACCGUGGACUUAUGACUACUCAUGCCACCCUAUCCCCUGGAGAUCCGAGAUCGAGCGAGAAUAUUCUCAGAGGAUACUAAGAGUUGGCAUAUUUCGCACAGACGGCGUUGUGGAUCCGAGCCCUGCUUGUAAGAGAGCCUUGGAGAUGACCGAAGCCGCGCUCCGAAAAGCUGGACACGAGAUAGUGGAGAUAGACCCCCCGUCCCCAUACGAGGCACUGUGUCUUGCGUCCCUUCUCCUAAAUAGUGAUGGUCUCGAGACAGCCAUGUCCUUCCUCCGCUGGGGAGAAUGGAAUGAUUGCGGCGUUGCUCAGCUGAGAUGGUACAUGACGCUUGCCAGACCCAUCAAGUAUUUGCAUUAUCUCUGGGUCAAGUACGUUCGCAGAGACCUCGUCUGGGCAAAACUCAUCCGAAGCUGGGAACCCCAGACCGGAUAUCAGAUUUGGCAGCUGAAUGCGAAGCGGGAGGAGUACAAGCAGAAAUGGUUUGACUGGUGGGAUGCAUCCGAUAUCGACUGCCUGAUUGCUCCGCCCAACGCAACCCCUGCCAUUCCUCACAAGGGAAUGCAUCAUGCAGUAAGCAGCUGCGGAUACACAUUUCUCUUCAACUUGCUCGACUAUUCGGCUGGAGUUCUGCCAGUCACUCACGUAGAUAAGGCCAAGGAUCAAUUACCAAGCGACUUCAAGCUGAACAAAUUAAACGGGGUUGCUCAGGGAGCGUAUAAGCUGUAUGAUGCGAAAGCUAUGCAUGGCUUGCCCGUGGGCAUUCAGGUCGUGGGACGACGAUUGGAGGAAGAGAAGGUGUUGACUAUAAUGCAGAGGGUCGAGGACGCCCUCGGCGACGACAGGUUCCCACAACUGGAUAUUGACUAAUUGACAGUCGCUUUAGGAAAACAAUAUUACUAGCCGCUUAAAAUAAUAUCAUGUACAAGAGGGUAUGUUCAUAUUGCGAUAUAGGCCGACCCCCGGACCAAGACUAGGUACGCUAGAGAGGAUCUUGGCUCCAUAAGGACGAGAACGUGGCUUUGACAAAGUAAAUCCUGCGUCAACGGCUCAAGAUAUUCCUUGCCGAUGUAACCGGGAACUUUGUGUUAGCAAAUCAGGUUGAAGUAAAAUGUAAUGAUACUGGGGCGCUCAUCUCUGGUGUUGAAGGGGUCCAGGGAAUAGGCUCCGAUCUCGGCGGCCGUCUCAAACCGAGCUUCCCCUCAGCGCAUCAAGCGCAGCAGCUCCAAAGGUAUAA